Molecule: messenger RNA, 1572 nt
Organism: Oncorhynchus masou masou (cherry salmon)
Lineage: Eukaryota; Metazoa; Chordata; Actinopteri; Salmoniformes; Salmonidae
Gene: hgh1
Product: HGH1 homolog (S. cerevisiae)
Exons: 7
Coding region: 336-1478 (380 amino acids)
Source: RefSeq, a predicted model, not a curated record
GUGCGUCAUAAUAACCGUUUGAUCAAUGUUACAGAACCGCACGAUUGGUUUUAAAUCCAUAAAUAUGUAUCAAGCCCGCUAGCUACGAUGUUUUCUAAACUUUUAACAGUCAAGGAAUUCGGGUGGUUUUAUAUCGCCUGAGAAAUAGAAACUACCGUGAACCCAUGUUCGACUGGCUAGCUAGCACGAUCGAAAGGACUCGGAUACGAUCAUGCUAUGUGACUGCAUGAGUUUAAUCAAGCUUUCUUUACACUUGUGGAAUUGUAUCUUGUGACUGUCAACUUUUGGAUUAGUGAAGAUUUGGAUUGACCAUCGCACGUUGCCUGUCCACCAUCAUGCUGAGUGACGUGGAGGCAAAAGAGCUGCUGUCCUUCCUCACCCUGAACACCAGGCCGGAUGUCAAGGGCCAGGCCACAGAGUACAUCCUGGGCCUAUCUGGCAACAGGGACGGCUGUCGCUACCUACAGUCAAAACCUGACUUCCUUAAAGCCCUGGUGACCCUCACCACCGACCCCUCUAUCGCUAUCGUCAAAGACUGUUACCACUCUCUCAUCAACCUCUCGGCUGACGAGACCAUGCACCAACCGCUGGUGAAAGACGCUGACUUCCUCCCUAUGUUGUUUAAAAAUCUCCUGGACCGAGAGUUUAUGUUUGCAGACCGUAUCUGUACAAUCCUCACUAACCUGUCGCGGCAUGUGAAGACGUGUAAAGAGGUGUUUAAGGCUAUGCAGGAGCAGGAGAUAGGUCUGACACAGAUAGUGGAAAUCUUCUGCACUGAGGGCUACAACAAGCAGGUGUCACUCCAUUACCUGGGCCCCCUCCUCUCCAACUUGACACAGCUGCCCGAGACCAGACACUUUAUCCUGGAUAGGGAGAGGUGUGUAGUGCAGAGACUCCUUCCCUACAUACAAUACGAGGCCUCCACAAUCAGACGAGGGGGAGUCAUUGGCACUCUGAGAAAUUGUUGCUUUGACCAUGCUCAUCAUGAGUGGUUGCUGAGUGAUGCAGUGGACAUUCUGCCUUUCCUGUUGCUGCCUCUCGCUGGGCCUGAGGAACUGUCUGACGAGGAGAAUGAAGGGUUGCCCGUCGACCUCCAGUACUUGCCCGAGGACAAGAAAAGAGAGGAGGAUCCCGACAUUCGCAAGAUGCUCAUUGAGACCAUGAUACUGCUGACUGCUACCAAAGUGGGCCGGCAGUUUCUGAAGGCCAAGAACACCUAUGCCAUCAUGAGGGAGUUCCACAACUGGGAAAAGGAACCUCACGUGGCCGCUGCUUGCGAGAAGUUUAUACAGGUGCUGAUCGGGGACGAACCGGAGCCAGGCAUGGAGAACUUGUUGGAGGUGGAGAUUCCUGAGGAUGUGGCGGUGAAGCUCAAAGACAUGGAUGCCAAGGAGCAGGAGCAGUUGGAGAAGGACCAGGAAGAUCUGUUAAAUCCAGACAAGCCCCAGCAGUGUGCUGGCAUAGUGAGGAUGAUGUAGCAGAGAGGUCUUUUCUACAUUUCAUCUGAGCCACCAUCUGAUGAACAAUGGAACCCAACCAACUGCUGACUGGAACGAACAGAAGAUAAUUCUC